GAUAUGGAUAUGGUGAAUGUGGACUUCGAAUGGUUCGACCCGCAACCCGACGUCGACUUCCACGGCCUGAAAACCCUCCUUCGCCAACUCUUCGACAUCGAUGCGCAGCUCUUCGAUCUAUCCGCCCUCGCCGAUUUGAUCCUCUCGCAACCGCUGCUCGGAAGUACAGUAAAAGUAGAUGGGAACGAAACCGACCCAUACGCAUUUCUUACCGUGCUCAAUCUCUCCACCCACAAGGACAAGCCCGUGAUACAGCAGCUCACGCAAUACCUCUCGAAGCAGGCGACCAAGCGCGGCGGGGAUAUCGCAAAGGUCCUGCCCCAGCUACUGGCGCCGGAGAACGAUGCACAAGUCGGACUGAUUUUGACCGAACGAUUCAUCAACAUGCCCCAUGAGAUUGUACCGCCCAUGUACACCAUGUUGCAGGAGGAGAUUCAAUGGGCGCUGGAGGAGAAGGAGCCUUACAACUUCACACACUACCUUAUACUCUCCAAGACGUACAGCGAGGUCGAGUCAUCCUUGCGGACGGAUGAUCAACCGGCGUCCAAGAAGAAGAAGGGUGGUGGCGGGGUUGAGCCGGAGACGUUCUACUUCCAUCCCGAAGACGAGGUGCUGCACAGACACGCGGUUGCCUGGAGCAACUUCGAGUACGAGACGCCUGUUGAUGCGGGCGCGAGCGACAGCAAGAGAGCCUUCCAGGAGAUGGGUGUGUCGUCCAAGGGCCAUAUCAUCUUGCUCGAGGCGGACAAAUUCGCCGGAGCUGUGGACGCUGUCAAAGAGUUCCUCAAUGGAGCGCAGUGA
Molecule: messenger RNA, 801 nt
Organism: Westerdykella ornata
Lineage: Eukaryota; Fungi; Ascomycota; Dothideomycetes; Pleosporales; Sporormiaceae
Exons: 1
Coding region: 4-801 (265 amino acids)
Cellular component (GO): nucleus
Source: RefSeq, a predicted model, not a curated record